Molecule: messenger RNA, 1605 nt
Organism: Paramecium tetraurelia
Lineage: Eukaryota; Ciliophora; Oligohymenophorea; Peniculida; Parameciidae
Exons: 1
Biological process (GO): centrosome duplication
Molecular function (GO): zinc ion binding
Source: RefSeq, a predicted model, not a curated record
AUGAUUGAUCAAUUUGUCAAAGGGUUGUAAAAAAUUGAUAGAUUUGGAGCUAUAUAUAGACCACCAAUUAUAGACAUCCAUCCUGAAUAUAAAUCAGUUCUUGGAGGGAUUGCUACUUUUAUUUUAUAUGGAUCAAGCCUAGCUUACUUUUUGUAUCAAAUUAUCUAAUGGCAAUCAAACCAAUUAUUACCAAAAAUCACUUAUAUCUAAACUUCCUAUGAGAAAAAAUACUAUAACAUUGAUGAAAUGUUGUCAACUUUUUACAUUAGAAAAAAUAACAAAGUUGACUAAAUCGACCCAUUUGAUCCAGGAAACAUCAUACUGCAGCCUGUACUAUCUAAAUUUGAGAAUUAACAACUUGUAGAUUCAUAUCCUUGUGAAUAUAGAUUAUAAGAUAAUAAUGAUAUUUAUGAAGUUAUUUUGAAAAACAUAGAACUAAACUUAAACAUGAACUAUUCUGAUGAUGAUCCAUAAAUCGAGUAUUUAUUAUCCUUUGGAACAUGCAUGGAAAUAUAUUUAUUGGAUGGAUAGAAAUGUGCAAAUUAAUCUUUGGUUAACACUUAUAUGAAUUAAAAAAGUCAUGCUAUAAUAUUAAAUCAUUAUGUGAAAGAAUAUAACUCAAAGUAAAAACGUAUUUAAAAUGUAACAAAGCAAUUCUUAGGAAUUCUUACUAGUAAUUCAACGUUGUAUUUCUAAAAUUAAAUUAGAUUGUCUAAAACUGAAGUUGAUGAUGGAUUUUUAUUUCCUUCUAAUUCUAAUAAAGAGUUUCCUAUGGAUGUUAUAAUAAUAUCUUAAACAACUAGCACUGAUAGCUUUUACAAUGUAUUUGGAAGGGCAACCUACUUAGUUAUGGCCUAUAGUUUGAGUGAAGUAAUAUAAGAAUAGUAUAUUGAAUAUCCUAAGAUAUCUGAAGUGCUGGCUGACAUAGGAUCUAUCGUUUCGAUCAUUUUAGUGUUAUCAUAUUUGUUCAUCUUUUUGAAUGAGCAUUAAUUAGAGAAAGAAUCCAUCUCUAAGGUUAUUCAAAUGUAUUAUCCUGAAUAUUGUAAUAUCUAAUAAAGUCAAAAUUGGUAUGGCAAAAUUGUUGAAGUUAAAUACAAUAAUAUAAUUAUUGAUAAAGAUGAAUACAUUUCAUUUUAUAAUAAAAUAUAAAGAAUUGCAGCAAAAAAGCUUAGCAUUACAAAUAUUUUGUACACCUUGGCAAAAUUAUAAUUUUUACUAUAAUCAACAUAUCCUUCUGAUAAAAUCAAACUAGCCCAUAAAGUUGGAAUCAAACUCAAAUAAUUUUCCAAAAUAAGUACACCAGAAAUAAUUUAAGAGUAAUUAAAUUUACAGGAGAUAUCGAGAAACCAAUCCAAUGAUCAUAUUUAAAUUCAUGACAUUUCAAAUGUCAAUCAAAAUGAAUAGAAUAACAAUUAAAGUUCUAUGGUUCAGCAAGAAACAAUCAAUAAGGACAACUCUAAAAGCAUAUUCUUAAAAUUAAAGGAUGAAUUUCAUCUCUUAAGUGAUGAGGACUUUUAGCUCUUUACAAUUGAUGAACCGAUAACCAUAGAUGAUGAUAUCUAAAAAUCCGAUAUAUAUUUUGAGAAUAAUUAUAUAGAUCUUUGA